UCAGGACAAUUGUAAAUAUACUUUAUAAAAUUAUCAAUGAAUAUUAAAGUUUUAUUUAUUUAUUUAUUAUGAUAGCUUGAAAAAAAAAAAAAAAAUUCUUCUUGUUUAAGGCCACCCCCUCAAAUAUCAAAUUCCAACUCACUGACAAAGACAAACUCAUUGUUUUUAUGAAGUUUAUAUAGAGAGAAGAGAGAGUGAGCUUUGUGUGAGCAAAAAAAAUACAGAGAAGAUGCAGAAGGCUUGGUUUUAUGAGAAGUAUGGUCCUAAGGAAGUCCUCAAGUUAGGAGACUACUUGUUUCCUACUCCCCAACCGACCCAACUACUCGUGCAAGUUAGAGCUGCUGCUUUGAAUCCUAUUGAUUCGAAGAUGCGCCAGAAGCCCGAUGUUCGUCUGGAUUUACCUGUGGUCCCUGGCUGUGAUAUGGCUGGAAUUGUGGUAGCAAAAGGCAGUGGCACUGAAAAUUUUGACAUAGGUGAUGAGGUGUAUGGCAACAUCCAAAAUUUCAACGCGGAUGGGAAAUUAAAGCAGCUCGGGACACUAGCAGAGUUCAUCGUAGUGGAGGAGAAUUUGGUGGCAGCGAAGCCAAAAAACCUUUCGUUUGAGGAGGCUGCAAGCUUGCCUUUAGCAGUUCAAACAGCAAGGGAAGGUUUCAAGACUGCAAGUUUCAAAGAGGGGCAGACAGUUUUCAUUGUUGGUGGAGCCGGUGGUGUUGGAACUUUGGCUGUUCAGCUGGCCAAGCAAUUCUAUGGAGCUUCUCAGGUUGUGGCAACAACUAGCACCCCAAAGGUGCAGUUUGUCAAGAGCUUGGGUGCUGAUAAAGUUGUUGACUACACAAAGACUAGAUAUGUAGAAGUAGAGGAGAAAUAUGAUUUCCUCUAUGAUACAAUUGGUGAUUCCAUGAAUUCCUACGUCGUGGCUAAGGAUGAUGCGCGGAUCAUUGACAUAACAUGGCCUCCAUCAAACCCUAGAGCAGUUUAUUCAGGCUUGACAGUUUCCGGGGAUACCUUAGAGGAGCUUAGGCCAUAUUUGGAGAGUGGAAAACUCAAGGCAGUGAUUGACCCUACCGGUCCAUACCAUUUUUGUGAUGCCAUUGAAGCUUUUCGACAUCUAGAAACCGGAAGAGCCAGAGGAAAGGUUGUCAUCUCUCACUUCCCUUCACAGCAGCCUCUUUGCCCUGUUUCCUGCAAUAUCAAGAAUGAUGUAACACCUAGUUUGGUUCCCCAGAAAUGUCCAUUUACCAAGUUAUGUACUGAAAAUGUGUAAAAUAUGAGUUUAGAACCUAGCCUUUAUGUAAAUGUAGUUAAAAUGUGUAAAAUAUGAGCUUAGAACUCAGCCUUUUGUAAAAUAUAUUACACAAGUUACUGUAAUUAUCUAAUAUAUUGUAUUACAGCUACAUGAUCUAUCAAAAGGUUUAUGGUAUUCAAGGUUCAUAUUUUGGUUAA
Messenger RNA from Cornus florida, 1443 nucleotides. RefSeq names its product 2-methylene-furan-3-one reductase-like. Bases 230 to 1264 code for a protein of 344 amino acids. The record is from RefSeq and is a predicted model, not a curated record. Lineage: Eukaryota; Viridiplantae; Streptophyta; Magnoliopsida; Cornales; Cornaceae. Gene Ontology annotation, molecular function: oxidoreductase activity, acting on the CH-CH group of donors, NAD or NADP as acceptor. The transcript has 3 exons.